UUUGUUACCUGAGUUGAGUGAAUGGAAUCCGUGAAAGAAUUUUUGAACGAUUAGUCACAGUUUUGAAUUAUUGGAAUACAAUAUUGACACCAUUGUUCUUGCAUAAAGUACACAUUACAUACGGCAAAUGCCACUGGGUGCUGCCGCCUGUGCUUACGCGCGAUAUUUUCAACAAAUGUCAGUUUGAAAUGUUAUAUUCAUCAAGGAACAACGUUCCGUAAAGCAUUUCUAACCUUUAUUUUGGUAUUCUUCCAUUAAUCCUCCAUGCAAGUGGAAACUUAUUGCUUUGGUGUAUAAUUAUUGAUAAAAAAUGACUAUGUGGGAAAGGCUACGGAAUCCCUGUGGUUGGAGAGCUGGUGCUAAGCAAAUUUCAGUCGAUGCAAUGAUACCAAUAUUUGCAGUCCCAACAUUGGCAGUAAUAGCCGCGCAAACAGUGUUAUGUACUAUAAUUAUAUUUGUUGCAACACCAAUAUUGGUGUAUUACUUGCAUCACAACUUCCUCAGAUUUCUUCUACGUACCAAAUUUUUUUUAAUGUGGACAAUUACCAGUGUAGUUAUGUUGAUGCUGAUCUUUGAAAUUAGUGUUGUACCAUUACUAGAAAUUUUGCUAGAAGAGAAUCUAGUAUUUAUAAUGUGUGUUGUGGGUGGUAUAUGGUGCGGCUACAUGACUAGAUUAAAUGCAGAUUCUGCAACUCAUGAAGGUAGUUUAACUCAGGGUUUAGAGCUUGGCGAAGGAAGUGGAGAUCUUUGUAUUACAUGUAGAAGAAGAGCACCUCCUAAAGCGCAUCAUUGUCGAAUGUGUCAGACAUGCAUCCUUAAUAGAGAAUAUCAUUGUAAAUGGUUGGAUUGUUGUAUAGGUUCAAGUAAUUUAAGAUGGUACUUGGGAUGUUUAUUCUUCUCAGCUAUAGCUUUUAUUUACGGUUCUAAUUUGACUAUGACUAGUGUAUGUCAUCCAUUUAUACUUAUUGGUACUGUUCUUUUACCAGAUGAUUGCAGCGACGUAUAUCAUCAAUUAGACAUUGCCCUUUGCUUCAUCUCUGCACUCUACAGCUUGCUUGUUGGGAUAGUGGUAGUUUGUUAUUUAAUAUAUCAUCUUUGGUUAAUUUACCUUGGUACAACAUCGAACGAACGACGUCUUCUGGAAGCUGGAAGUCCAUAUGACCAUGGAAUGUUAAAAAAUGUAUCUCGGUUAUUUUGUUGCAAAACUUAGAUAUUAAAUGUAGACUAAACUAUUAGACUUACUUUGUAUGGAAGGUGAUACUUUGUACUGUGUAAAAGAUAUUAGAAAAAUUGAAACAAUUGAGGCCAAACAGCAGGCAUAGCAAUAUGUGAAAACACACACUUUGAUAUUUAUUUCACAAUGCAUUUUAAUAUACUUUAAUACUUAUCCUUGUUCUUUCUUUAUGAUAACAAGGUAUGUACUUAAUACUCUUAAGCUAUUGCUCAUAAUAUUAAACUUAAUAAAAACAUAUCAUGAUGUAAGAGCGCUGAACUCAGUUAUAGUUUUAACUAUUUUUAUUCUAUUAUUGCGCACAUCACUUAUAUAUUUAUUAUAACUGUGAUAAAAUGGCCAUUGUACUAAUUAGCACAAUAAAAUAUAUUACUCAAUUA
Molecule: messenger RNA, 1611 nt
Organism: Bombus impatiens (common eastern bumble bee)
Lineage: Eukaryota; Metazoa; Arthropoda; Insecta; Hymenoptera; Apidae
Gene: GABPI
Product: palmitoyltransferase ZDHHC23
Exons: 4
Coding region: 311-1210 (299 amino acids)
Biological process (GO): protein targeting to membrane; peptidyl-L-cysteine S-palmitoylation
Cellular component (GO): Golgi apparatus; endoplasmic reticulum
Molecular function (GO): protein-cysteine S-palmitoyltransferase activity
Source: RefSeq, a predicted model, not a curated record